UGGGAGCAAACAUGGCGGACGAAGAAAGCAACUCAAGCAAGUCGCAUAGACCUAAACAAUCUGGCCCAAAGGCCGGCAAAAAGAAAAGUAGAAGUGAAGAUAAAGACAAAUCAAACAAUAGCAAACAUAAUGCCAAAGCUUUCACGUUCAAUUCAGUCGUAAAAGCUGCUAAACAGUUUCGCCGAUCGAAGGACAUUGAAACCAAAAAGCAUCAUGUUCCAGUUGUUGAUAGGACACCAUUAGAACCUCCCCCGAUCAUUGUUGCUGUAGUUGGCCCUCCGAAAGUAGGGAAAACGACACUUAUUAAUUCACUUCUYAAGAACUUUACUCGACAGAAUCUUUCUAACAUUCAAGGACCUGUUACACUUGUCUCAGGAAAGAAGAGAAGAAUCACGUUGAUAGAAUGUGGGAAUGAUAUCAAUUCCAUGAUAGAUAUUGCUAAAAUAGCAGACCUGAUUCUUCUACUGAUUGAUGCAAGUUUUGGCUUUGAAAUGGAAGUGUUUGAGUUCCUGAAUAUUUGUCAAGUUCAUGGUUUUCCUAAGAUAAUGGGUGUACUCACACACCUUGAUAUGCUUAAGAAUAAUAAAUCACUUAAAAAGACAAAGAAAAAACUCAAAGACAGAUUCUGGACUGAAGUCUAUCAGGGAGCAAAGUUGUUUUAUCUUUCUGGUUUGGUUCAUGGCUGCUAUCCUAAAGUAGAGGUUCACAAUCUUGGCAGAUUUAUUUCUGUCAUGAAGUUUCGGCCUUUAACAUGGCAAACUUCUCAUCCCUACAUAUUGGCUGACAGGAUGGAAGACUUAACUGAUCCUGAGAAUGUAAGGCAAAACCCAAAAUGUGAUCGGAAGGUUUCAUUGUAUGGAUAUGUGAGAGGUGCUYAUCUGAAGUAUAACACAAAGGUCCAUUUAUUAGGGUGUGGUGAUUACAAGUUAGACGACCUWAGUCUUCUUAGAGACCCUUGUCCAUUACCUGAUAAAGAGAAGAAAAGGACACUUAAUGAGAAAGAACGACUUGUUUAUGCUCCCAUGUCUGGUGUUGGAGGUAUUGUCUAUGAUAAGGAUGCUGUAUACAUUGAUCUUGGUGGAAGUCAUUCUGGAAAAGUAGACAUUGAGCAAGAAACAAAAGAUGCUGAGGACAGCAGCAAACCUGACAAUGAACUGAUGUCAUCACUCAUUGAYACAAAACACACCUUGGACAGUAAAAUCGCAUCAAGUCACAUGACUUUGUUUAAGGAUGGAAUAUCUGUUUCAACACAAGAAUUCACAGAGAACAACAAUUUACCAGCACAACAAACAUUACAMAGUAAAGAUGGUAGAGUCAGGCGUAAAGCACUCUUUGAUGGAAGUGAAGAUGAAUCUGAUGACGAUUYUGAUGAUGAUGUCCCAUUUGCUGAUAAGGAUGAUGAAGAUAUUAGUGGUUCUGAUGAUGAURGUGCRGAUGAUGRUGAUGAUGAUGAAUUUCCACUUGAUGAUGAUUUUGAUGAUGAUGACGUCCUGAGUGAUAACUUGAGUAAUAAUAAUGAUGACAAAACCAAGGAUGGCAUCACAUUACUUCAGAACCCUGGUUUGAAACGGAAAGCUAUGGAAAAUGCAAUGGACUCUAAUGGUAGUGACAAUGAGUUUUAUGAGGAAAGUCUUAAUCAAUCUAAUACAUCAAAGAAAAAUAAAAAAGAAGAAAAGUCAAGUGAACGAGUCGAUUCAGAAUUAAAGAGAAAGAAGAAGAAAAGAGAAAAGACUAAUAAUUCAUCAGAUGAGGAUUCAGAUAAUGAGUUGGARAUGAAAACAAAAAGAAAGAAGAGUUCUAAGAUUAAUGAAAAACUGUCUUCUGACUUAUCGAAAAGAUCUAAAAAUAGCAUUCCAAGUACAAAACCUCAAAAGCAAGAUAGUUCUGAAAGUGAAACUGAUAGUGAAGUAGACUUUGAAAGUAAUGAUGAAAGUGACAAUGUAUGYGAUGACAAGAUGGACAAUGGCGACGUUAAUAAUUCUGAAAAUGAUUCUGAAUCAAUUAUCGAGGAAGAAAUACAGUCAGACAGCGACAAUGGCCGGUUGAAGUGGAAAGAUAAUAUCUUACAAAAAGCAAGUGAAGCUUUCUACAAACAUCAGCAAAGCACACCUAACCUUCGUAAGCUAGUUUAYGGUAAAGCAGCUAAUGAAACGGCCUCAAAGAACCACAUCGACAGCGACGAAGACGACCAGACAAUUGGCGGGUUUUUCAAAGUCAAAUCCAAGAAACGAGAAAUAGACGAUGUUAUGCAAAUGAGAGAUUGUUCCCUUGAGGACGAAGGAAGCCUGGAUCUACAGGAAGUGAUUGCAAAUAUUCAAGACUGUUUUGUUACGGGAAAGUGGAAUGAAGACGAAGACGCAGARCAAUUGCUAAAACAGGAUGAUCAAUUAUCGGAURACGAGAUUUACGGCGACUUUGAAGAUCUAGAAACUGGAGAAACGCACUCUGCAAACGAUGCUGGUGAGAAAGAAGAUGAAGAUGAAACACAGCAAAGUGAAGAAGACGAGCAAAAGGAAAAGCAAGAUAAAAUGUCAAGAAUUGAAAAGAAAAAGAAACUGAAAGCUGCUUUUAAUUCACAAUACGACGAAGGUGACGAAGCAUCAUUUUACGAAGAGCUUAAGRAACAAAUGAGCGAACAGGCUCAGUUAAAUCAGCRWGAAUUUGAAGACAUGGAUGAUGAGACAAGAGUUCAGUACGAGGGCUUCAGACCAGGAAUGUACGUCAGRGUUGAGUUAAAGAACAUGCCUUGCGAGUUUGUGACUAACUUUGAUGCACGAUAUCCCAUCAUUCUUGGCGGGGUUUUAUCCAAUGAGGAUACUCUUGGCUACAUUCAGGUUCGCAUUAAGAAACAUCGAUGGUUUAAACGUAUYCUCAAGACACGUGAUCCACUAAUACUGUCGAUUGGAUGGCGAAGGUUUCAGUCACUGGUAAUGUACUCUAUGCAAGACCAUAAUGGCCGACAUAGGCUGUUAAAAUACACUCCUGAACAUCUUCACUGCACAGCUUCUUUCUACGGACCUCUCGCUCCUCCAAAUACCGGCGUUCUUGCUGUCCAAAGUAUAGCUGGCUCAACGUCGGACUUUCGUAUAUCUGCUACUGGGACAGUAUUAGCGUUGGACAAAUCAAUAGAAUUGGUUAAAAAACUCAAGUUAACUGGUACUCCAACAAAAGUCUUCAAAAAUACAGCCUUCAUCAAGGGUAUGUUCAAUUCAUCUUUGGAAGUUGCUAAAUUCGAAGGUGCUUCAAUAAAAAGCGUCAGCGGUAUUCGCGGUCAAAUUAAGCGUGCGAUUAAGGCACCAGAAGGAGCUUUUCGAGCAACAUUUGAAGAUAAACUAUUAUUAAGUGAUAUUGUGUUCGUGAGAACCUGGUACCCAGUAACCAUCCCCAAGUUUUACAACCCCGUGACGUCAUUGCUACUUCCAAACGAGGCUAAGGUGGCAUGGGAAGGAAUGAAGACAGUUGGUCAGUUGAGGAAAGCUGCUGGAAUCAAAGCACCUGUCAAUCAAGACUCCAUCUAUAAGCCUAUUGAACGUCAAAAGCGGCAUUUUAAUCCAUUGGUAGUACCUGGCAAACUUCAAAAGAAUCUACCAUUCAAGUCCAAACCAAAAGAUAUGAAGAAACGRAGAAAACCAACGAUGGAAGCUAAACGAGCCGUUGUCAUGGAACCGCACGAAAAGAAGGUUUACACACUGAUGCAGCAAUUAUAYACAGCAAACAAGGAAAAAGUCCGUAAACGCAAGGAGAAAAUGGACGAGAAACGAAAAAUCCACAAAGCAGAGCUGGCAAAGAUUGACGYUAAAMGACAACAGAAGAGAAAAGACGAAAGAAAGAAAGUAUUUAAAAUGAUGGCUCGGGCUGAAAAGAAAAAGAACUGAGAAUMCUGAGGAGAUUUUACCAAAAAUUAACGCCGGAUUUUGAAUWAAAACAUUAUUGUCUUAAUGUCUAUCUCUUGACUUGCAUCGAAAAGAGAGUUUGGCACUGACAAAUACUGUACAUGACCAGAGCUUUCUAAGAAAGGAAAAUGAAAAUGUAAAUAACAGCAAGUUGYCCAAAAAUUAAAUGAAUGGUAAAAAUAAAUUUAUUUCAUGGUAUGACGUGUUUUGGUUAUACCCGGUG
Molecule: messenger RNA, 4116 nt
Organism: Exaiptasia diaphana
Lineage: Eukaryota; Metazoa; Cnidaria; Anthozoa; Actiniaria; Aiptasiidae
Product: ribosome biogenesis protein BMS1 homolog
Exons: 26
Coding region: 12-3875 (1287 amino acids)
Biological process (GO): endonucleolytic cleavage of tricistronic rRNA transcript (SSU-rRNA, 5.8S rRNA, LSU-rRNA); maturation of SSU-rRNA from tricistronic rRNA transcript (SSU-rRNA, 5.8S rRNA, LSU-rRNA); ribosome biogenesis
Cellular component (GO): 90S preribosome; nucleus
Molecular function (GO): U3 snoRNA binding; GTPase activity; GTP binding
Source: RefSeq, a predicted model, not a curated record